Molecule: messenger RNA, 892 nt
Organism: Penaeus monodon (black tiger shrimp)
Lineage: Eukaryota; Metazoa; Arthropoda; Malacostraca; Decapoda; Penaeidae
Exons: 5
Cellular component (GO): extracellular region
Molecular function (GO): chitin binding
Source: RefSeq, a predicted model, not a curated record
UUCCCCUGAAGUCGAAGGAAUGUAUGCUCAUCCUCGUGACUGCUCCAAAUUUGUAAGUUGUGCUAACUCACAGCCAAGUACAUCAAGUUGUCCACCAAACCUCGUUUUCAAUGCUGCUAAGAAGGUCUGUGACUGGUCUGAAAAUGUGCAGUGCACGUCUACAUGUGAUGCUGCAUGUGUUCUGACAAUUGUGGAGACAGUCACUGAUGCCCCAGUGACCGGAAGUGAAGGUACAGUCGCACCAACAACAGUCGCACCGACAAACCCCCCGCACCGCACCGACAACAGCCGCACCGACAACAGCCGCACCGACAACAGCCGCACCGACAACAGCCGCACCGAAAAACACCCGCCCCGAAAAACAACUGCACCGACAACACCCCCCACCGACAACACCCGCACCGACAAACCCGCAACUGAAUCAAGAACUGGGGACUGGCCUCAGGAUGAAGGUUGCACUGAUGAUGAGGAAGCAUCCUGCACCUUGUCUAAUCCUGCAGCUCCACCAACACUUCCUAAUCCAAAUGAACAAAUCUGUGACUGCGAGUGUUGUCUGAAGCCUCAUCCAGAUGACUGUACAUCAUAUUAUUAUUGUGCAGGGAUGCUCAGUUCCAUGCUGUUCAGAUGGUCUAGUGUCCAUCCUGAAUUCAAGCAAUGCGUCCUUCAAACGCAGUUCCCUCAGUGCCAGCCAGAAGUACCACCAACAUGUGACCCAACUUGCGAGUGUGUUUAUCCAGCUGAAGUCUGUUCAGAGUAUUUCAAAUGUAACAGAGAAGGGAAACCCCAUCAAGCACGAAUGCAUGGAGGCCUUCUCUUCAAUGACAAAAUCCAUAGCUGUGACCUUCCUCAGAACGUAGAGUGUUCUGGAACCCGUCGCAAGAGAAGCCUCACA